GAAGGAAAAACUGGAAUGUUAAAGGCCCAAGCCCACCAUCUUUGAGCCCAAAUUUUAAGCCCUUAAGCCGGGUCCUAAAACCCCCUUCUUUGCAUCGACCAACACCAUUGGAAGAAUUAGGGUUUUAUCGAGGUUUCAGAGAGCCACGGCGGAAAGGUUUACUAAAUGGGUGUGUCCAAUAAAGAGUCCCGGUUGUUGAACGAGGAUUCGAUGGAAGAGGAUGAUUUCCAAGAUGUUGGGUCUGGGUCAGAAUCGGAGGCAGAAUCUGAACAGGAGGGAGAUGUGAAAUUGGAUGAACCGUCGAAGAAGGCCAUAUACAACAGAGAUGGUGUAAUGGAUAAACUUGGUGAUAUAAGCUGGCCGGAGAAUGCAGGAUGGGUGCACAAACUCUCUGUUGACAUUGAUCAAGAGCAAAAGGUGGACGUGAAUGAUGACUUGACUCGAGAGCUUGCCUUUUACACACAGGCUUUAGAGGGAACGAGGAAGGCCUUCGAGAAGCUUCAGUCAAUGGGGCUUCCUUUUCUGAGGCCCGAGGACUACUAUGCUGAGAUGGUGAAGUCAGAUUCCCAUAUGGAGAGGGUGAAGAGCCGGCUUUUGGUAGAGAAGAAGAAGAUCGAGGAAGCGGAUGAGAGAAGGAAAGCGAGGGAGUCCAAGAAACUAUCUAAAGAGAUUCAGGCUCAGAAGUUGAAAGAGAGAGCUAAGCAGAAAAAGGAGGACAUAGAAUCUGUGAAGAAGUGGAGGAAGCAGAGGCAGCAGAGUGGGUUUGCCGGGGGUGACAAAGGCAGUGAGUUGGAUUUGGCAUUCGAGGAUGGGAAACCAUUCGAGAGGUCAAAUAAGAAGCCAUUUGUGGCUCCAGGAGAUCGGUCUGGAGGGAAGGCAAGACAAGGUGGGAAGCCGACGGGAAAAAAACCAAAGAAGAGGGAAAUUAAGGAUUCCAAGUUUGGAUACGGAGGGAGGAAAGGUUCCAAGAAGCAAAAUAUGGCGGAAACAACUAACGAUUUGAGGGGAUUCAACAAAGAUAGUCUCACAUCAGGAAAUAAGAAAAGGAAGAGGUGAUAGCAUCUUAUGAUUUUGGUUUUUGUUCUACUCUCGUGUUCCGGCAAGGGCUUGCCUGUGUAGCCUAUUGAUUUUUGCCGGUGAUUCUGAUACAUGUGAACUUUUAAGUUUUGUUCUGCUUUGCUUUAGUAUCUUAUGUAGUAAUAUUUAUUGCUGAUGGAAUGUUUUACUUAUCUGA
Pyrus x bretschneideri (Chinese white pear) is the source of this 1234-nucleotide messenger RNA. RefSeq names its product probable rRNA-processing protein EBP2 homolog. The transcript is spliced from 2 exons. Gene Ontology annotation, biological process: ribosomal large subunit biogenesis; rRNA processing. Bases 166 to 1056 code for a protein of 296 amino acids. NCBI's taxonomy places the organism in Eukaryota, Viridiplantae, Streptophyta, Magnoliopsida, Rosales, Rosaceae. The record is from RefSeq and is a predicted model, not a curated record. Gene Ontology annotation, cellular component: nucleolus; preribosome, large subunit precursor; nuclear periphery.